Messenger RNA from Williopsis jadinii, 1281 nucleotides. RefSeq names its product Metallo-dependent phosphatase. The record is from RefSeq and is a predicted model, not a curated record. Gene Ontology annotation, cellular component: cytoplasm; calcineurin complex. Gene Ontology annotation, biological process: fungal-type cell wall organization; calcineurin-mediated signaling. Bases 1 to 1281 code for a protein of 426 amino acids. The transcript has a single exon. NCBI's taxonomy places the organism in Eukaryota, Fungi, Ascomycota, Saccharomycetes, Phaffomycetales, Wickerhamomycetaceae. Gene Ontology annotation, molecular function: calmodulin binding; calmodulin-dependent protein phosphatase activity.
AUGUCCUCCAGCAACUCAGAGAGGAUCAGAACUGCUCUCCGUGCAAUUAAAGAUAGCAAUGUGGAUGCAGUUGACUAUAGCGUCCGCACUAUGGAGAAUGGACAGGUUGUUUCUACAACGCAGAGGAUUGUCAAUGGUACAGCUCCCAUGAUCACGAAUUCAAUGAAGCCUACUGAUCGUGAGUUGUUCCUAGAAAAUGGACUACCAAAUAUCCCUUUCUUGAAAGAAUUUCUCAAACAAGAAGGCAGAUUGCACAAUCAACAGGUAAUAAAGAUCUUUAGCAUGGCAACAAAAGUCUUGAGAAAAGAGCCAAAUCUGUUGUGUAUCUCUGCACCUGUAACUAUUUGUGGUGAUAUCCACGGCCAGUAUUACGACCUUCUAACCUUGUUUGAAAUGUGCGGUGAUCCGAUUGACACUUCGUACCUUUUCCUUGGUGAUUACGUCGAUAGAGGUUUCUUCUCGAUGGAAUGCCUGCUUUUGUUAUAUUCCUAUAAAGUCACAUAUCCAGGUACAUUUUUCUUAUUGAGAGGCAAUCAUGAGUGUAAGCACUUGACUGAGUAUUUUACCUUCAAGAAAGAAUGCCUGCACAAGUAUGAUUACAGGGUUUACGAUGCUGCGUGUGAAUCGUUUAACGCUUUACCUCUGGCAACGAUUUUAAAUAGCAAAAUCUUCUGCUGUCAUGGUGGUAUUUCACCUGAGUUGAAUACCCCUGAAGACGUCAACAGGUUAAACAGAUUCAAAGAGCCACCAACAAGAGGUCUGAUGUGUGAUCUGCUGUGGUCUGAUCCUAUUGAAGAUUACGACUGUGGAACUGAUGACGAUCCGGCAUUCCUCCUAAACAGAGUUAGAGGCUGCUCCUUUGCAUAUACCUUCAGAGGAGUAUCUCAAUUCUUGCGCAGAAAUAACCUCUUGUGUGUCAUUAGAGCACAUGAGGCUCAAAGCUCCGGCUAUAGAAUGUACAAGAAGUCUGUCGAUAGAAGAUUUCCAACACUUUUCACCAUUUUCUCUGCUCCAAAUUAUCUUGAUACUUAUAGAAACAGAGGUGCAGUGUUGAAAUAUUCUCAAAAGAGUAUGAACAUUAAAGAGUUCUCGAGCUCUCCACACCCAUACUGGCUACCGAAUUUCAUGGAUGUGUUCACAUGGUCACUUCCGUUUGUCAGUGAGAAGGUUACCGAUGUUUUGCUAUCUGUGUUGAACAUCUGCACUGAGGAAGAGCUCCUCGAGGAAGAGCUCCUUGAAGAAGCGUCUCUACUGGAUGAUGAGCUGCUCCACAACUUCUAA